CCCAGGCUCAGCUGCGCCCCCGGGCUCCGCGUCUCUUGCAGCUACCGGUGGAAGGGGGCGAUCGAGGAGGACACCGAGGUGCUGCUGAUGAUCAAAACGCGCAGUUCCCGGGUCCCGGCACUGGCAGAAUAUGUCCGGUCCGUGCAUCCCUAUGAAGUGGCUGAGGUGAUCGCUGUCCCCAUCCAGCAGGGAAACCCCCCGUACCUGCAGUGGGUCGAAGAGGCCGUGCCCCCCGAAUGAGAGAUGCGGGGACAGUGGACCAGCCCGUCCCAACAAUAAAGCCCCACCCCCGGGCCUGAGGGGGAGGUCACGGCUGUAA
This is a messenger RNA of Python bivittatus (Burmese python), 319 nucleotides long. The record is from RefSeq and is a predicted model, not a curated record. Lineage: Eukaryota; Metazoa; Chordata; Lepidosauria; Squamata; Pythonidae.